GUGGGGACAAGCUCUGAGGGGCUGCUGGGGUCUCGGUACAGCUGCAGCCAACUUUCUGGCCACCAUGACGAAUGCUGAGAACUGAGGGGACGGGCUCUACGGCCUCAGCCAGGGGCUCUCAGGACGCAAUGGAGAACAAAGCCGUGUACCUGCACACCGUGAGUGACCGGGACUCCGGCUCCCUCUUUGAGGAGCCCUUCGACGGCAGGAGCCUGUCCAAGCUGAACCUGUGUGAGGAUGGUCCAUGCCACAAGCGGAAGGUGGGCGGUUGCUGUACCCAGCUGGGCUCCCUGUCAGCCCUGAAGCAUGCUGUCCUGGGGCUCUACCUGCUGGUCUUUCUGAUUCUCGUGGGCAUCUUCAUCUUAGCAGUAUCCAGGCCCCGGAGCUCCCCGGAUGACCUGAAGGCGCUCACUCGGAACGUGAACCGGCUGAAUGAGAGCUGGCGGGACUUGCAGCUGCGGCUACUGCAGGCUCCGCUGCAGGCCGACCUGACGGAGCAGGUGUGGAAGGUGCAGGACGCACUGCAGAACCAGUCAGACUCGCUGCUGGCGCUGGCGGGCGCGGUGCAGCGGCUGGAGGGCGUGCUGUGGGGGCUGCACGCGCAGGCGGCGCAGACCGAGCAGGCGGUGGCCCUGCUGCGCGACCGCACGGGCCAGCAGAGCGAUGCUGCGCAGCUGGAGCUGUACCAGCUGCAGGUGGAGAGCAACCGCAGCCAGCUGCUGCUGCGCCGCCACGCGGGCCUGCUGGACGGGCUGGCCCGCAGGGUGGGCGUCCUGGGCGAGGAGCUGGCUGACGUUGGGGGUGCGCUGCGCGGCCUCAACCACAGCCUGUCCUAUGACGUGGCUCUGCACCACACGCGGCUGCAGGACCUGCAGGUGCUGGUGAGCAACGCCAGCGAGGACACGCGCCGCAUGCGCCUGGUGCACAUGGGCAUGGAGCUGCAGCUCAAGCAGGAGUUGGCCGUGCUCAACACGGUCACCGAAGACCUGCGUCUCAAGGACUGGGAGCACUCCAUCGCGCUGAGGAACAUCUCCCUGGCCAAAGGGCCACCGGGACCCAAAGGUGAUCAGGGGAAUGAAGGAAAGGAAGGCGAACCUGGCACCCCUGGGUUACCUGGACUUCGAGGUCUGCCAGGGGAGAGAGGAACCCCAGGACUGCCUGGCCCCAAGGGCGAUGCUGGGAAGCUGGGGGCCACGGGACCUAUGGGCAUGCGCGGGUUCAAAGGUGACCGAGGCCUGAAAGGAGAGAAAGGAGAGAAAGGAGACAGAGCAGGGGAAGCCAGUGGCAAGGAGGCUGUGAUGAUCCGGCUGGUGAACGGCUCGGGGCCGCACGAGGGCCGCGUGGAGGUGUUUCAUGACCGGCACUGGGGCACCGUGUGCGAUGACGGCUGGGACAAGAAGGACGGGGAUGUGGUGUGCCGCAUGCUGGGCUUCCGCAGCGCUGAGGAGGUGUACCGGACAGCUCGCUUUGGCCAAGGCACAGGGAAGAUCUGGAUGGAUGACGUUGCCUGCAAGGGCACAGAGGACACCAUCUUCCACUGCAGCUUCUCCAAGUGGGGGGUGACAAACUGUGGACAUGCCGAGGAUGCUGGGCUGACGUGCAACAGACACUGAGAGUGGGCACAGCCCGAGGUCAGGGCCCCAC
Molecule: messenger RNA, 1644 nt
Organism: Cynocephalus volans (Philippine flying lemur)
Lineage: Eukaryota; Metazoa; Chordata; Mammalia; Dermoptera; Cynocephalidae
Gene: SCARA5
Product: scavenger receptor class A member 5
Exons: 9
Coding region: 72-1613 (513 amino acids)
Biological process (GO): iron ion transmembrane transport
Cellular component (GO): plasma membrane; synaptic cleft; terminal bouton
Molecular function (GO): ferritin receptor activity
Source: RefSeq, a predicted model, not a curated record